CAUCACUCGAUCGAGUGUUCGCCAGCCGGUGGACUGUUCGAACCUCUUAUUUGGUUUAAACCCGUGAAAGUUGUUCCUUCCAGUCGCGUAAUCGUCGCACCAUCCCGCCGAUCUCGACCGGUCUACUAGAAUGCUGCGUCCGUUGCUGUUAGCAGCUCUCGUGACGCUGUCAUGGGGCAUCCCGACUCCCGACGAUGUCACGGAAGUCGCCGUGAAGGAAUCGGACGAAUCCCUCAUACUGAGGGCCAAGGAGUUCUUGAAGAAAAUGGACAAGGAGUACGCGGAGUGGAAUAAUAAACAGACCGUCGCGGAAUGGAAUUACGCCAGCGACUUGACUCAGGAUAAUCUAGCGAAGAAGCUGAACGUGUCCGCGGAGGCCGCGAGGUAUUACAAGUCCUCCUGGCAGGAGGUGAACAAGUUCCCUUGGAGGGACCUCAAGGACGAGAAUCUCAAGAGGCAGUUCUCGAAGCUCAGCGUUUUGGGAAUAGCCGCGCUUCCCGAGGAUCUCCAUCAAGAAUACGAGAGGAUCAUAAGCGACAUGGAGAACAUCUACAGCACGGCUAAGAUCUGCGAUUACAAGAACAGAACCAAGUGCGACCUGGCGUUGGAACCGGAGCUGACCGAGCUGUUGAUGAACAGUCGGGACCCUGAAGAGUUGAAGUACGUCUGGGUCCAGUGGAGGAAAGCCACCGGGGAGAAGAUGAAGUCUCUCUACGCGAGAUACGUCGAGCUGAGUAACAUGGCUGCGACGAUGAACAAUUACACCGACAACGCGGCUUACUGGAUGAGAGACUACGAGGCCGACGACUUCCCCGCGCAGAUCGAGACCCUCUGGCAGCAGUUGAAGCCGCUGUAUUUGCAACUGCACGCGUACGUCCGUCGGGAAUUGCGUAAAAAAUACGGCGAGGACGUCGUCUCCAAGGACGGACCUAUCCCGGCACAUUUACUCGGCAACAUGUGGGCCCAGACGUGGAGCAACGUCGCGGACUUCUCUCUCCCCUAUCCAGGGAAACAGUUACCGGAAGUCACCGACGCGAUGAUCAAACAAGGAUACAACGCGACCACUAUAUUCCGCGUGGCGGAGGAUUUCUUCACGUCGAUCAAUCUCACUGCGAUGCCGGAUUACUUCUGGCAAAGGUCGAUACUUGAAAAGGCGAAGGACCGCGAGAUGAUCUGCCACGCGAGUGCCUGGGACUUCUACGACGGAAAGGACUUCAGGAUCAAACAGUGCACCAGAGUCAACAUGGAGGAUCUGCUUACUGCCCAUCACGAAAUGGGUCACAUCGAAUAUUACUUGCAAUACAAGAACCAGCCUACUAUAUUCAAAGAGGGUGCGAACCCUGGCUUCCACGAGGCCGUCGGAGACGUCAUAGCACUCAGCGCUUCUACGCCGAGUCAUCUGAAAGCCAUCAAAUUGUUGGACAACGAUUCGACGGACAAGGAAGCUAACAUCAAUCACCUUUACUUGAAGGGGCUCGAUAAAAUCGUGUUCCUACCCUUCGCUUACAUGAUGGACAAAUGGAGAUGGGACGUGUUCCAACGAACGGUCACGCCUGACAAUUACAAUUGCCAUUGGUGGGAGCUGGCCGAGUCGUUCCAAGGUAUCGAGUCACCCGUGGACAGAUCGGAAGACGACUUCGAUCCCGGCGCGAAGUACCAUAUAAUAGCGAACGUGGAAUACAUCAGAUACUACGUCAGCUUCAUCGUACAAUUCCAAUUUCACAAGGCGCUCUGUAUAGAAGCGAAACAGUACGACCCGAAGAAUCCAAACUCGAAAUCUCUUCAUCAAUGCGAUAUCUAUAACAACAAACAAGCUGGCAAUCUAUUGAAAUCUAUGCUGGCGUUGGGCUCGUCGAAACCUUGGCAAGACGCGAUGGAGAAGAUCACUGGUCAAAGGAACAUGGACACCACGGGGCUCAUGGAGUAUUUCAAACCGCUGACCGAUUGGUUGAUUGAAGAGAACAAGAAGACCAACGAAUACAUCGGUUGGAAACCUAGGGCAAGGCGUAAGAUACGAAAAAUAGCCUCCGCGAUGGUGAAGGAACAGUUCAGGGAGACCGACGUAGCUCGGAAGAUCUCCCAUGUGUCCUUCGGAGUGGACAGUCGCCACAACAUGGAGAGGCAGGCCCAUAUCCACGUCGUGGCUAAGAAUCUGUACAACCAGGACGUAGAGCACACGCCGGUACCUUACGGUGUCCUCGACAGGAGAAUGGGGACUUGCAACAACACGACGAAUUGCGUGUCCUGCGGUAAAAGCUUGAGCGAAUGCAUAGGACACUUUGGGUACAUCGACUUAGAGUUGCCCGUUUUCCACGUCGGCUACUUUAGAUCCGUUAUCGGGAUCCUACAGACUGUGUGCAAAAACUGUUCGCACGUCAUGUUGUCUGAAGCCGAUAAGGAUUACUAUUUGAUCAGAGUACUGAAUCCCAACUUGGGCUACUUGGCACGCAAAGCACUGCGCAAACAGAUUCUGGAAAAAGCCAAGAAGACUACGGUCUGCCAGAACUGCGGAGAUCUCAACGGAAUAGUGAAAAAGGUCGGCUUGCUGAAAAUCGUCCAUGAGAAGUACAGAUCGAAGAAGAAGAUCGACGCGGUCGUACAGGAGAAGUUGGCGGAGUACAGUAACGUGCUCGAGGACAAUAAAGCGCUGGAAGGGGUACUUCAAAGCGGACUGAUCAACGUGUUGAACCCUAUAGAGGUGCAAAGUAUUCUCGAGAAGAUCCCGGAACACGACAUUCCUCUGUUGAUGAUGAACUCGCAGUGCGCGUUGCCGAAGGAUUUGAUAUUAACGAGGAUCCCUGUGCCACCGAUUUGCAUCAGGCCGAGCGUCGUAUCUGAUUUGAAAGCCGGCACGACGGAAGAUCAUUUAACGAUGAAGCUGUCGGAGAUAGUUUUCAUUAACGAUGUGAUUCAGAAGCAUCGGCAGAGCGGAGCCAAAGUGCAGAUGUACAACGAGGACUGGGAAUUUCUACAAUUGCAUUGCGCUCUUUAUAUAAACAGCGAAAUGACCGGUAUUCCGCUCAACAUGCAACCGAAGAAGUCUGGGAGAGGACUGGUUCAGAGACUGAAGGGGAAGCAGGGUAGAUUUCGUGGUAACUUGUCUGGGAAACGCGUAGACUUCUCUAGUCGUACGGUCAUCUCGCCGGAUCCUAAUCUCCGAAUCGAGCAAGUCGGUAUACCUAUUCACGUCGCGAAAAUAUUAACGUACCCGGAGAGAGUCAAUCCGUCGAACAUAGAAUUGAUGCGGAAGCUCGUGAGGAACGGCCCGGACAUGCACCCUGGGGCGAACUUCGUACAACAAGGGAAGACGCAUUUUAAAAAGUAUCUCAGAUACGGAAAUCGGCAAAAGAUCGCGCAGGACUUGCAGUACGGCGACAUCGUCGAGAGGCAUCUGAGGGACGACGAUGUAGUUUUGUUCAACAGACAACCGUCGCUGCACAAAUUAAGUAUAAUGGCACUCAAGGCGAAAGUAUUGGAGCACAGAACGUUCAGGUUCAACGAAUGCGUUUGCACUCCGUUCAACGCGGAUUUCGACGGUGACGAGAUGAACGUUCACCAGUUGCAGACCGAAGAAGCGAGAGCCGAGGCUCUGGUCUUAAUGGCGAAUAAAUCAAAUUUGGUCACACCUCGCAACGGGGAAUUACUGAUAGCAGCGACACAGGAUUUCAUCACUGGCGGCUAUCUAUUGACACAGAAGGAUGUAUUUUUUAAUCGAGCUCAGGCAAACCAGUUGGCUGGUUGCCUCAUAGCAGGACCCGAUCUCGCGAUGUCUGUAAAUCUCCCGGAGCCGGCUAUUUUAAAACCGACUCAGUUAUGGACCGGGAAACAGAUUUUCAGUUUAAUUCUAAGACCGAACAAGAGCUGCAACGUGAGAGCCAACUUGAAGACCAAAGGGAGAGCUUAUACCAGUAACAAAGAAUUGUGCAUCAAUGAUUCCUAUGUUAUCGUUCGGAACUCAGAACUGUUGGCUGGGUCUAUGGAUAAAUCGACGUUAGGCUCGGGAUCCAAGCAGAAUAUAUUCUACAUUUUGCUGCGCGACUGGGGCGAGGACAUCGCGACCACUGCUAUGUGGCGAUUGGCGAGAAUGGCUAGCUAUUUUUUAAUGAACAGAGGAUUCUCCAUCGGGAUUGGUGACGUGACACCGGGUCAGGGACUUCUUAAAGCUAAACAGGAACUCUUAAACGCCGGGUAUUCCAAGUGUACCGAGUACAUUCGUCAAAUGGAAGACGGUCGCCUCGUGUGCCAGCCCGGUUGCACGCAGGAGGAAACGUUGGAGGCUAUGAUACUGAAAGAGCUGUCGGUGAUCCGUGAUCACGCCGGUAAAGCUUGUUUGAAAGAAUUACAUCCGAGCAACAGCCCGUUGGUCAUGGCCUUGUCCGGCAGUAAAGGAAGCUUCAUCAAUAUUUCUCAAAUGAUCGCUUGCGUCGGUCAGCAGGCGAUUAACGGGCGCAGGGUACCGAACGGUUUCGAGGACAGGGCUUUGCCGCAUUUUGAACGACACUCGAAGAUCCCGGCGGCCAAAGGGUUCGUAGAGAAUUCGUUCUAUUCCGGGCUGACGCCGACGGAGUUCUUUUUUCACACGAUGGGAGGAAGGGAAGGUCUCGUAGACACUGCGGUGAAAACCGCUGAGACUGGUUACAUGCAGAGGCGAUUGGUCAAGAGUUUGGAGGAUCUCUGCCUCCACUACGACAUGACCGUUCGCAAUUCUGUCGGAGACAUCAUUCAGGUUCUAUACGGCGGAGACGCCCUGGAUCCCACGUACAUGGAAGGCAAGGAUUGUCCGGUGGAUUAUGAAAGAAUAUUGGAUCACGUGAGAGCGAAAUCGCCUUGCAAAGACGAGGACCCGCUCGAUGCUUCCAACGUUCUCAAGGCCACUGUGGAACUUCUAAAUUCCGAGGAAUACGAAUGCCUCAGCGAGGAAUUCAAACAAGAACUGUCCGCGUUUCUAAAAAGCGUAGCAAGGAAAAUAGCCCGUCUCAGGCAUCACGCGCCGUUGAACGUGCCCGUGGUUCUACAACUCGAGCGGCUCACCGUGUCUCAAUUGGUCGAAUUCAUUCACACGUGUAAAGAGAAGUUCAUGAGAGCAAAGAUAGAACCGGGAACAGCAGUGGGUGCUCUCGCUGCGCAGAGUAUCGGGGAACCUGGCACUUCGAUGACUUUGAAAACGUUUCACUUCGCUGGUGUAGCGUCCAUGAAUAUUACUCAGGGUGUGCCGCGUAUUAAAGAAAUUAUAAAUGCAAACCCGAAGAUCAGCACUCCGAUCAUCACGGCGGCUCUCGAAAACGACGCGGAUCCGGAAUUCGCCAGGAGAGUAAAGGGCAGGAUAGAGAAAACAACUUUAGGCGAAGUUACAGAAUACAUCGAAGAAGUCUAUCUACCAGACGAUUGCUUUUUAUUAAUCAAGUUAGACGUCGAUAGGAUAAAGUUAUUGAAACUAGAAGUCGACGUCAACUCCAUAUGCUAUUCAAUUUUGACUUCACGGUUGAAGUUGAAUCCAAAAUUGGUAAGCGUCAAAGGAGAUUCUAUCAUCAGUGUAUCUCCAGGCAAGGGUAAAUACAGUUUAAACUAUGCGUUGACGCAGUUGAAAGAAACGAUUCCGAACAUCGUCAUCAAGGGUUUGCCGACAGUUUCGAGAGCUAUAAUUCACAACGACGAUUCGAGUGGGAAAACGAGGUACAAGUUGUUCGUAGAAGGGGAUAAUAUGCGAGAAGUGAUGGCUACUCUCGGGAUACUUGGAAACAAAACCACUUCGAACAAUACAAUCGAGGUCUUCAAAACGUUAGGAAUCGAAGCUGCGAGAGCUACUAUAAUGACAGAAAUAAAGCUAGUAAUGGAAAAUCAUGGGAUGAGCAUCGAUCGCAGGCAUCCGAUGCUCGUAGCUGAUUUAAUGACGAGCAGGGGAGAAGUGUUGGGAAUUACUAGGCAGGGUUUAGCCAAGAUGAAGGAAUCCGUCUUAAAUCUGGCCUCGUUCGAGAAAACUGCGGAUCACCUGUUCGACGCGGCUUACUAUGGACAGAAGGACGUGAUUUGCGGCGUUUCGGAGUCGAUCAUCAUGGGUAUCCCAGUUCCCGUGGGAACGGGGAUAUUCAAACUACUUCACAAAUAUCCUUUUCGAUCUUAUUUCUUUAACAAGACUAAUUCGACUACAAUUUCUUCGUUAUUUUCCUUAUUAAUUAAAUACAGCUGACAAGGACGAAGUGGUCAAGAGAGAUUUAAUAUUCGACGACCCGCAGUUUCAC
Molecule: messenger RNA, 6239 nt
Organism: Ceratina calcarata
Lineage: Eukaryota; Metazoa; Arthropoda; Insecta; Hymenoptera; Apidae
Product: RNA polymerase III subunit A
Exons: 24
Coding region: 131-6187 (2018 amino acids)
Biological process (GO): DNA-templated transcription; proteolysis
Cellular component (GO): plasma membrane
Molecular function (GO): metallopeptidase activity; DNA-directed RNA polymerase activity; peptidyl-dipeptidase activity
Source: RefSeq, a predicted model, not a curated record